Molecule: messenger RNA, 2065 nt
Organism: Ruditapes philippinarum (Manila clam)
Lineage: Eukaryota; Metazoa; Mollusca; Bivalvia; Venerida; Veneridae
Product: EMILIN-1-like
Exons: 2
Coding region: 59-535 (158 amino acids)
Molecular function (GO): protein binding
Source: RefSeq, a predicted model, not a curated record
CAUAUAUGGCCUUGUCAUAUCAAUAAGUGUAAUCAAAGUAUAGACUUGUAUUCACGUAAUGAUGCGUUUAUGUGUGGUACUUCUGUUUCUAGCAUUUACUGCUGUAUAUGCUUAUCCUAUUGAAAAUUCAUACCAAACAUUGUUGCAGCAAGUGAAUGAACUUCAAAGAACAGUGGCAAAAUUGGAGAAAUCAGUUGAACAAAAUAGUUUAAUGGCAAGAAAUAAACGAGACGUCAGCCCUCCAGUCGGUAUAUCGUUUUCUGCAAUUCUAGAUGAUGUGCUAAAUAACAUCGUUAUUGGACAAACCAUCGUUUUCGACAAGGCAUAUAUCAACGACGGCGACGCAUAUGAUACAAAUACCGGAGUGUUUACCGUACCGAUUGACGGCGUUUACUUGUUGUCAUACUUUGUUGGAGAGUACGGCCAAGAUCAGGCGUUGUUACGACUUCUAGUAAAUGGUCAAAACAAAGUGGAUGUUGUUGCAGAAGGUAUUCAGGUCGAACAUAAUGAUCAAGGUGGAAAUUUAGUCAUUUAGAAACUUAGAACUGGAGAUAGAGUCCUGAUACAAGCGUACGGUGUUUCUAAUUUUCACAUCGACGGUGGUGCAAGUUAUAAAUUUACUUCAUUUUCCGGUGUUUUGUUGUACGGAGCUGGUAUUUAGUUUCCCAUAAACAAUAACAUAAAACUGACCAAUUUACAAGGGUUUAGGUUAUAAUUGAGCUUGAAUAUUACUUUAUGAUGUAAGUUUGUCAUGAAUACUAGUAAGUUUUUUGCACAAUGUCACACCCUAUUAGUAAUACGAGCUUUUCGAACAGAGCACCAAAUGGUGCACUGUUCGCAGUCGUUGCCUUUCGGAGCUCCCCUAUGAUCUCUAUUCGACGCAUUUCCCUUAUUAUGUUCCAUGAUUUGAUUUUAUAAUAAAUUUUGUAUUUUGAUACUGGACGAAGUAUGAAGUUGUCGGACUGUUAUACUGCAACCUAUUCCUUAACAGUAAAACGUUAAUAUCUAUAGGACAAAUGACCCUGGUAGUCCACAUGUCAUAUCCAUGGUUUGUAAAAUAUAUCUGUUCCAUGAAGCUUAUUCAUGGACUUUCCAAUAUGUAAAGCCCCAACGCACCUCAUUUGGUCAUUGACAACCCAAGUAUACAAUGGAUUCCUGCUGAGAAAAAUAAUGAUAAAUACGAAAUUCUUGUUAUCGGGUCUGACGAGGAAUGUACAUUCAAUGUAUCAAUAGAGAACUGCAUGCUUAAUUCCCCAUGUUUCCAAAAAAUGAAAAUGAUAUUCUGCUAAUUUUGACAACGUAAAUAAACCCACCUACGUUUAAUAUUAGUGCAAGUUUUAAAGAACUUCCAGUAUAAACAUUUGUUAUAUACAAUGAGGUUAUGUCUUUUCUAAGCAUCAAGACUAAACGCAUAAGAAAAUGCCGGUCUCCAAUUAAAUAACACCAUCAUUAUUCUGCUUUGUCUAUAGUUUCUAUAAGAAAUGCGAUGAAAACCGCAAAACAUUUUUUCUUCUUCUUUUUUUGUCAAAUUCAUAUUGAACACACGAUAAUGUUUAUUUGCCUUAAAGAUAAUUCUUGAAUUGAAAUGUACUAUAAGUUUUGAGUUGGACAAGUUCGAUAUACGUCUUAGCAGUAUUUAUUUUAAUAAUAUAAAAUAUUUUUUAGUCAAAGAAUUAUCACAUAUUUCAAUCUGUUUAAUUGUAUUAUGUACUGUUUGGGGUUUAUUUUUGUAGGACAGCUAAACUCGAGUCAACAUUACUUAGUUCCUAGGUCUGCGGAACUAUGUUAACUUACUUGGUGUUAUAACUGUCAUAUAGUUAUACAAAGUUUGACAUCUUACACAUCUGGGCAUAUCGGUGAUAUAUUAUAAGCAUGUUAACUAAAACUGUACACGCAGCAAGGAUUCUAGCAAUAAGAUGAUGAUAUGGUGCUUUCACUGUACCAGGAUCUCGCGAGGGUGUGUAGUUAUAGAAUAUAAUAGACAAAUACAGAAUCCCUAAAGAAAGCCCAACACGACAAAAUUGAAUAUGUUGCAGGUUCUGUUUGAUUGAGCCUGUUUAUGGAC